Molecule: messenger RNA, 352 nt
Organism: Trichomonas vaginalis G3
Lineage: Eukaryota; Parabasalia; Trichomonadida; Trichomonadidae
Exons: 1
Source: RefSeq, a predicted model, not a curated record
AUGUCUAGCGAUUUCGCUAUCUAUAUUCGAGACAAGCUUUUCGACAGCAAAACAUCUGUCGACCAUAAAAUCUUACAUAGUGUAAACAAGAAAGGUGAAUUUGUUCUAAAGUUCUGUUUCUGGGAAUAUGACAAGAACCAUAAAACAUUAAGCAGAGCAGUCUUAAAAUUUGUCAAUGACAGACUUGUUGACAGAGAUGACGCCGAUUGGAAAGAUGAAGUCCAACAAAAGUUCUUAGAAUGCAAAGAAGACACAUGCGCUGUUCUUGAAGAUGAAAUAGAAAACAGAAUAGAAGAGCUAUUAAAGGACAAAGACCUUUUACAAAAAUAUGGUUCUGAGAAGUUUGACAUAA